Messenger RNA from Cynara cardunculus var. scolymus (artichoke), 2453 nucleotides. RefSeq names its product translation factor GUF1 homolog, chloroplastic. Bases 72 to 2168 code for a protein of 698 amino acids. Gene Ontology annotation, molecular function: ribosome binding; GTPase activity; GTP binding. The record is from RefSeq and is a predicted model, not a curated record. NCBI's taxonomy places the organism in Eukaryota, Viridiplantae, Streptophyta, Magnoliopsida, Asterales, Asteraceae. The transcript has 22 exons. Gene Ontology annotation, biological process: positive regulation of translation.
AAGAUAGCGGGUAAGUCCCAAAUUUGUGGUUUAAAAGGAACGAACAACGAUUGCAACCACCCGCCGUGAGAAUGGCGACGAACCUCAAACUCUUCUUAUCCUCGAAACCACCACCGCACGACAACUACCACCACUGCACCAGAACCACCAACCUCAGCCGCCACCUCCUUCCAUUUCCGGUCUCUAACAGAACAUUUUGUAGUCUACACUCUUUUCGCUCUUCCAAGAAUAAUUCCAACGACUACAGUAGAAGUCGUCGGAGGAGCUAUCGUGUGUGUAAUAAGGCCGCGGACGUUCAGUCCAAAGAUGUUUCUGACGCCGCUGAGGUAACCGUUCUAGCUGGCCGAGAUCGUCUUUUGAAGGUUCCCACAGAAAACAUCAGGAAUUUCUCUAUCAUUGCACAUAUUGAUCAUGGAAAAUCGACGUUAGCAGAUAAGUUGCUGCAAGUGACAGGAACUGUGCCAUCACGUGAAAUGAAGGAGCAAUUUCUGGACAACAUGGAUCUUGAGAGGGAAAGGGGCAUUACAAUCAAAUUACAGGCUGCUAGAAUGCGUUUCAUGCAUGAAGAUCGACCUUAUUGCCUUAAUCUUAUUGAUACCCCAGGGCAUGUGGAUUUCUCAUAUGAGGUUUCUCGCUCUCUUGCUGCAUGUGAGGGUGCUCUUCUUGUUGUAGAUGCCUCACAGGGAGUGGAAGCGCAGACAUUGGCUAAUGUUUAUUUGGCCUUGGAAAACAACCUUGAAGUGAUUCCUGUGUUGAAUAAAAUAGAUCUUCCAGGUGCUGAACCAAACCGUGUUGUUCAGGAGAUUGAAGAGGUUAUUGGUUUGGAUUGCAGCAAUGCUAUUUACUGCUCAGCAAAGGAGGGAAUAGGUAUAAAGGAAAUACUGAAUGCAAUUGUUCAGAGGAUCCCUCCACCACUUAAUUCUGCUGGAAGACCUUUGAGAGCUCUUAUAUUUGAUAGUUACUAUGAUGCAUACAGAGGUGUUAUUGUAUAUUUUCGUGUUAUUGAUGGAACUGUAAAGAAAGGUGACAGAAUUCUUUUUAUGGCUAGUGGGAAGGAUUAUUUUGCAGAUGAAAUUGGAGUUCUAUCUCCUAAUCAGUUGCAAGUUGAUGAACUAUAUGCUGGUGAGGUGGGAUACAUUUCAGCUUCAAUAAGGUCAGUAGCAGAUGCUAGGGUGGGUGACACCAUAACCCACUAUAGUAGAAAAGCAGAGCAAUCACUGCCUGGAUAUAAAGAGGCCACUCCAAUGGUGUUCUGUGGCUUGUUUCCUAUCGAUGCAGACCAAUUUCCAGAUUUACGUGAUGCACUGGAUAAACUGCAGCUUAAUGAUGCCGCAUUAAAGUUUGAGCCAGAGACGUCAAGUGCUAUGGGCUUUGGCUUUAGAUGUGGGUUCUUGGGCCUUCUUCAUAUGGAAAUUGUUCAGGAAAGACUUGAACGGGAAUAUAAUUUGUCGCUAAUAACUACUGCGCCAAGUGUUGUGUACCGAGUGAACUGCACCAAUGGUGAAACUGUUGAAUGUUCAAACCCAUCAUUACUUCCUGAGCCUGGCAAGAGGAGGUCGGUCGAAGAGCCAAUUGUGAAGAUUGAGAUGCUCACCCCAAAGGACUAUAUUGGUUCACUCAUGGAACUUACUCAAGAACGACGAGGAGAUUUUAAAGAAAUGAAAUAUAUUACGGAGACUAGAGCUUCACUCACCUAUGAGAUGCCACUAGCUGAGAUGGUAGGGGAUUUUUUUGAUCAACUGAAAUCAAGAAGCAAGGGCUAUGCUAGUAUGGAGUAUUCUUUUAUUGGGUACAAGGAAAGUGAUUUGAUAAAGCUUGAUGUGUUGAUAAAUAGUGAAGGUGUGGAGCCUUUGUCGACAAUCGUACAUAGAGAUAAGGCAUAUUCUGUGGGAAGGGCUUUGACUCAGAAGCUAAAGGAACUUAUACCUAGACAAAUGUUCAAAGUGCCCAUCCAAGCAUGCAUAGGUACUAAGGUGAUUGCUAGUGAAAGUUUGUCGGCAAUUAGGAAAGACGUCUUGGCCAAAUGCUACGGUGGUGACAUCUCAAGGAAGAAGAAAUUGCUAAAGAAACAGGCUGCAGGAAAGAAAAGAAUGAAGGCGAUUGGAAAAGUCGAUGUGCCUCAAGAAGCGUUUAUGGCCGUGUUAAAACUUGAAAAAGAGGUGCUAUAAAUAAUCGUAUACACGAAACGGCUAGCAAGUUGCAACACAUGUACAUUGUAUCUGAAUCACUGCCAAGGUAGAAGUGAAAGUUUACUUGUUCAAUCAACUGAUUUAGUGAUUAGAAAAUGUAUAUCAAGUCUCUUUUUUUAGGGUUCUUACAAUUUUGAAAUGGAAGGAAUAUCAUAUUCCUCUAUGUUUAUCUUGUCUUUUCCCUUGUUUUCUGUACAUGAACACAUAUGCAUACACAAGCUUCAACCCAGGAAUACUUUGAAGUUUGAAGUACAAAUUUUUUCU